AUGACGAAUGGUCAUACAUCAAUGGAUAUUGAUGACGACGAUGAACUUCUCUACGAAGUUGAUGUAGAGCUACGGCGAACGCCCCAAUCGACGUACCUAUUUCAGUAUCCUAUUCGACCUCACUAUCAAAUGGAUCUACUAAUUGAUCCUCAAUCAACAAAUUAUUAUGCGGCACGUGGUAAACAAUUUGCAGAUAGUACGAAUAACGAGAAUGGAAGACAGUAUUUCAAUAGUGAUCGGAUGGAUAAACAGACUAUUGCAUCAACAAUUUCAUCAAACGGUGACCAUUAUUUUGUCUGCCUGUUCGACAAUCAAAAUCGUCGUUUAGUUCUAUGUCCACUGAAAUCUAUCAUACAACUCCGACCACAGUUUAAUUAUAUCGAUACAACAUCCUCAACAUCUGGUGGUGCUAAUGCAAAAGACUCAAACUUUAUUGAUGAUGAAGCGUAUGGCAGCGAUGGCGAACAAUCAGGAAGUGAAAGUGAAGAAAAUAAACCUGAACCGAUUGCAAGUUUAGUAACAAUGAAGUUUGCUAAGAAAGAAAGCGAUUAUCAUAAGAAAAAACGUCUACAAUCGUACAGUUAUUAUCGUCAAAUGCGCGAUGAUGAACGUUGGCAAGAUCUCGUUUGUAUUAUGAAUCCUCAUUCAUUCGAAGCUCAACGUAUUCGUGAAGAAUUUCUUUCAAAAGAUAAUCAAUCAAUAAGCAACUAA
Molecule: messenger RNA, 711 nt
Organism: Adineta ricciae
Lineage: Eukaryota; Metazoa; Rotifera; Eurotatoria; Adinetida; Adinetidae
Source: the annotation of a GenBank genome assembly